GAGGAUAUGGCAACCUGUAGUAUGUGUUCCAAGACUUCCUCUCUCUCCUCUCUCAGGCUGUUAUUACCGCCGUUUGGACUGCAAUUCAUCUGUUGGGCAACCAGAGAAUCAUAUCCAGAGGACCAGCUUGUGAUCAAGGGAUGAAAACAGUGGUUCAGUUCUUUCAGUCUUAGGACCAAGGCAGCAGGUGGCAGCCAGAACAAAAUUGCCAUGAAAGUCACACUGAACGCCGUCUCCCUCUUAGCAGCCUUGGCUGGCGUGGUCAGUUUCAGCUUCCUGCUGGUGGCUAUCAGCACUGACUUUUGGUACCUUAUUGAUGCUUCUAAGCUGCAGAAGCUCCUCAACCGCACAGACAGCCUGAGCUCCCAUUCAGGGCUCUGGAGGACAUGCCAAGUUAAUAGGACAUGUUUCCAUUUGGUAAACCCCUUUAACCCUGACAUAUCAAAUAUCACCACAUCACACAAGCAACUCUUAAAUAUGCAUGGGGCAGUUGUGAUCCUGCUACCUCUUAGCCUCAUCUUGUUGAUCUUUGGAGCAAUGACGGGCUUCAUCAGUAUCCUUGCACAGGCUUACUUCCUCCUUAUGUUCACUGGCCUCCUCUUUCUCCUUGGAGCUCUCAUCACACUGGCCGGGCUCAGCAUCUACAUCACCUACUUUGCUGCAGGCUUCAGGGAAGCCAUUCUCCUCCUGGGAAAGAAGAACCUUCUGGACAUUAUCAACAUCCGGUUUGGCUGGUCUCUGGCCUUUGCCUGGCUUUCCUUGGCUACUGAGGUCCUCACUGGGCUAGCUUUCCUCCUGAUGGCCAGGAUGGUGGAUAUGAAGCAAAGGCAGGAUUGCACCAUAUGAGGUUAUCAAACACCACAGCCCAUCCGGAUCAGUUGGUUUUGACACCACCAGGUUUCCAUCUCUCCCUACUUUCUCUUUCUUAUUUUGAGCCACCUGCUGGCACUUAAAAGUGAGUGACUUUUAAGUCAAAGGAUGGCUUGUCUUGCUCUCCCCUGGGCCUUUUUUCUUCCAUGCGCUUAUAAUUUUGGUUAGCAGAUGAGUGGCCUUCUGGAAAGAGGGUCUUGUGCAGAUCUAGGCUCCUUUUGUCAGUGGCGAGGAAAUAAAAUAUGAUGUAUGAAAAGAAAAUUCCUGGAUGCCAAGAUCCAGGUUUGGUGAGAGAAUCCCUGCAGAGAUUUAAAACCACAAAACAUGCAGCAAAAUGAAGAGUGGAAAUAUAGGUUGUUAGACCUUUAAAACAUGCCCUUUUAAGUUCCAAAAUAGUCCCCUCUUCCGCCAGCACAAAAAGGCUUGUAAGAGCCAUGCGGUCUGAGCUUGGAUCAACCAGCUCAGACAUCUUCACAUGCUGAGCUUCUCUGGUAGACUGAAGAUGAACAAAGGCCUUGAUCACCUUCCUCCCAAGGUGAGGGGGAAUAACCUAGUUUGGGUUUGAGAUAAUCAGAAAUCUGUACUCCUACAGAACAGGUGCCUACCCACCACUAGGUUAUAUAUCUGUGUAUUAAAUGUCUCUAAAUUCUGCAAGCAGAAGCAAUUCCUGCGGGCAGAAUGGUUUCCACGAAUAGAUCAGAUGUAGAUAAAAACACAGUUAUAGAAAAUUGCUUCUAACAGCAAAGUCAGAUGGUGAGCACUGGCAGAAACGUAGCAAAAAUGGGACCACAAGGGAACAAGCAGAAAUGACCCACAUGUUUGAUGGAACUUUGAGAGUUGCAGAAAUACAUUUUUUUUAAGCCCCCAAAGCUUUUGGGGGAAACCCACUGGAAAACAACAACAAUGCAGCGAGAGUAGAACAUGUUGAAUGGCCACAGAAUUUAGAGUGACGGUUUGAAAAGAAAAGAAGAAAAUAGAAUGGGAGGCCAAGGUGGGAUGGUUGGUUUAUUGGAACACUGAAUGUAAGCUCUCCUUUGUGAAAGGAGAUGAACUGCAACAUUUACUUGCAAGCCCCCCUUUGUACAUCUGUACUGCCCAACAUCUGCAGGUGCCUCCCAAGUCCUUGUGACAUCAAAGAAUGCUCACAAACAUUCUACCUUCAAAGGGCAAAGGUCUGUAUAUUCUUGAUGAACUGAGCACUGGUUAUAUCCUACAAAGAAAUACUGCUGCGUGCAAGACAUCUGCUUUGGCAGAGGUGCUGCUUCUCUUCAAAGAGAGGUGUAUGUGUGAGUUUGUGUGUAGCUGCCUGUGCCAGCCCUGGUGUAUCCUGCAAAGAAAUCCUGCUGCACACAGGACACCUGCCAAUACUAUAGAGAAGGGGUGGCAACAUGCUUUCAAGUUGGUUUCCACACCAGAAAUAGCUCUGAAAGAAGAACUGUGGUCUUUGCUGACAUCUCGUGGCAGGAGUGAGAAACUGAAUAGCUGAGAAGGAAAAAGAGAGGGUGCCAUAUUUAUCAGCUUCAGUUGGCAAGACAGCUAAGGCCAUUCCUGGACCGAGGUAGCUUAGUCACUGUGGUCCUGGCAUCCACAACCUCAAGACUAGAUUACUGCAAUGCAGUAAUGUGAGGCUUCCCUUGGGCUUAGUCCGGAAGCUGCAGAAUACAGCAGCUAGGUAGUUGCCUAGGACAUCCCAUUGACGCUGUGUAACACCUCUGCUGAGUUUGUUGCACACUGCCUGCCAAUAUCCUACUGGGCGUGAUUCAAGGUUUUCUUUUUGCAUUUAAAACAACUUGGGACCCAGUCAUCUAGAGGCCUGCCUUCUUCAGAAAAGACAUUGUCCCAGAGGUGUGUUUAGUAUGCACAAGGGAGCAGGCUUUUUUGUUUGUUUAAGAAAGCUUUACCGUAAUGUGACCCAGUCAUUUUACGGGAAAUUACUUGUACAACUAUAGCAAUGGCCUUAAUUUCUUUUAGUUCACCGAGUCUGCAGUCUUUUGUGUUUUAUCUUGUACUACCCCACUUUGGUGGCUUUUGGCUUGUGACGUGGUUUCUAAAUCUGCAAAUAAAUAAAAUAUGAUGUAAGAAA
Molecule: messenger RNA, 2953 nt
Organism: Podarcis muralis (Common wall lizard)
Lineage: Eukaryota; Metazoa; Chordata; Lepidosauria; Squamata; Lacertidae
Gene: TMEM114
Product: transmembrane protein 114
Cellular component (GO): apical plasma membrane
Source: RefSeq, a predicted model, not a curated record